CCGAGAGUAGAAAUUAAAAAAAGCUUAUAAAACAAAGGAAUCUCGGUCACCUCUCACCAACUCCAAUGCUCACUUAUACAGAAGCUGAGAAGCAGAACCGCUUUUAUAUAAUCGCACUCACUCAGAGAAACAGAGAAGACGAUAGAUAGAGAAAAAAAAAAAAUGGCGUUGGCUCUUCGUAGACUCUCCUCUUCCGUUAAGAAACCGAUCUCGCUUCUCUCCUCUAAUGGCGGUUCACUCCGUUUCAUGUCGUCUUUAUCAACCGCAGCUAUGGCGGAAUCGGAGAAAUCUCGUUCUAGUUGGAUUAAGCAAUUGAAUGCAUCUCUAGAUGAAAUCGAUCCUGAAGUUGCGGAUAUUAUCGAAUUAGAGAAGGCUAGACAAUGGAAGGGAUUUGAACUUAUACCGUCAGAGAAUUUCACUUCUCUAUCUGUGAUGCAAGCCGUUGGUUCUGUUAUGACUAAUAAGUAUAGUGAAGGAUACCCUGGAGCUAGAUACUAUGGAGGAAAUGAGUACAUUGACAUGGCUGAGACAUUAUGUCAAAAACGCGCAUUAGAAGCUUUUCAGUUAGAUCCUUCUAAAUGGGGAGUCAAUGUGCAGUCUUUAUCAGGAUCACCAGCUAAUUUCCAAGUUUACACUGCAUUGUUGAAGCCUCAUGAAAGAAUCAUGGCACUUGAUUUACCUCAUGGUGGACAUCUUUCUCAUGGUUAUCAGACUGACACGAAGAAAAUAUCGGCUGUAUCCAUCUUUUUUGAGACAAUGCCAUACAGAUUGGAUGAGAACACUGGUUACAUUGAUUAUGACCAGCUAGAAAAGAGUGCCGUGCUUUUCAGACCGAAACUUAUUGUUGCGGGUGCAAGUGCUUAUGCUCGUCUAUAUGACUAUGCACGUAUUCGUAAGGUCUGUAACAAGCAAAAGGCAGUUAUGUUGGCUGAUAUGGCUCAUAUUAGUGGGUUGGUUGCUGCUGGCGUUAUUCCUUCUCCUUUUGAGUAUGCAGAUGUUGUUACGACUACAACUCACAAAUCGCUUCGCGGUCCUAGAGGGGCUAUGAUAUUCUUUAGGAAGGGGUUAAAAGAGAUUAACAAACAAGGGAAAGAGGUCAUGUAUGACUAUGAGGACAGAAUUAAUCAAGCUGUUUUUCCUGGACUGCAAGGUGGUCCACAUAAUCACACUAUAACGGGUCUAGCAGUUGCUCUGAAGCAGGCAAGAACUCCUGAGUACAAGGCCUACCAGGAUCAAGUUCUCCGUAAUUGCUCAAAGUUUGCUGAGACUUUGCUUGCGAAAGGAUAUGAUUUAGUGUCUGGAGGCACUGAUAAUCAUUUAGUUUUGGUGAAUCUGAAAAACAAGGGAAUAGAUGGAUCAAGAGUGGAAAAAGUAUUAGAAUUAGUACAUAUUGCAGCAAACAAGAAUACUGUUCCUGGUGAUGUUUCUGCCAUGGUUCCCGGUGGCAUCCGUAUGGGAACACCAGCCCUCACAUCAAGAGGAUUCAUUGAGGAAGAUUUUGCAAAAGUGGCGGAGUAUUUUGAUUUAGCCGUCAAGAUAGCCUUAAAGAUCAAAGCAGAGUCUCAAGGAACAAAGUUGAAAGACUUUGUAGCAACAAUGCAAUCAAAUGAGAAAUUACAGUCAGAGAUGUCAAAGCUCCGUGAGAUGGUAGAAGAAUAUGCUAAGCAAUUCCCAACGAUUGGGUUCGAGAAAGAGACGAUGAGAUACAAAGAGUAGUUUUCAUCGUGUGGAUUGACACGUUUCCACAUCUCUGAGAUGCUUUAGGUACCUAAAACACUUAAUUAUACAUAAGCUUCUUCUAUGAAAUAUUUUGGAGGGACUCAUUAUGGGGCGAUUGUGCAACCGUUUGCAGUGAUCAUGGACCAGAGGCGCAACCGAUGGUCUGAAGUAUCGCUGAAACUAAAGUUGAACUAAAAAAAUCGCACUCCAAUGUUGUCUCUUACCCUUUCCUUUUGUCUCUCAAAUUUUAUCUUUGCUUCCUUAAGUUGGUUCCUCAAAAUUCAAAAUUUGUAAUGCAACUGGUUUAAGGUUGCUAUGAUGGAUAAUGGCAACUAAAGUUAUAGGAUAAACGAUGCAGCUUUGAUAAUUGAUAUUGUAAACAGAAGUGUUUCUGAAAUAAGAUGUCUCGUGCUUUUUCACAUAAACAAUGCUACUUUGUAAUUAAGCAUGCUUCAAGAAUGGCCUAAAUGUGAAAUUUGAGGUACAAUAAAGAAAAAAAC
This is a messenger RNA of Arabidopsis thaliana (thale cress), 2219 nucleotides long. RefSeq names its product serine hydroxymethyltransferase 2 (gene SHM2). Gene Ontology annotation, biological process: glycine biosynthetic process; tetrahydrofolate interconversion. The transcript is spliced from 15 exons. Gene Ontology annotation, cellular component: mitochondrion. The record is from RefSeq and is marked reviewed. NCBI's taxonomy places the organism in Eukaryota, Viridiplantae, Streptophyta, Magnoliopsida, Brassicales, Brassicaceae. Gene Ontology annotation, molecular function: glycine hydroxymethyltransferase activity; pyridoxal phosphate binding. The coding region runs from base 163 to 1716 and encodes 517 amino acids.